Molecule: messenger RNA, 4263 nt
Organism: Mobula hypostoma (lesser devil ray)
Lineage: Eukaryota; Metazoa; Chordata; Chondrichthyes; Myliobatiformes; Myliobatidae
Gene: vcp
Product: valosin containing protein
Exons: 17
Coding region: 139-2559 (806 amino acids)
Biological process (GO): mitotic spindle disassembly; autophagosome maturation; retrograde protein transport, ER to cytosol
Cellular component (GO): cytosol; VCP-NPL4-UFD1 AAA ATPase complex; nucleus
Molecular function (GO): ATP binding; ATP hydrolysis activity; polyubiquitin modification-dependent protein binding
Source: RefSeq, a predicted model, not a curated record
GACGCGGGAGGUUGAGGGAGGCUGGGGCCACUGAGUGACGGGAGAGAGUGAGUGAGGCACGGAGGUACCGGCUGAAAAUCCGCUCCAGGGCCAGAUAACUGAGCACACACGCGGCGUGAAGAGGGAAGCUGAUCGGCGAUGGCGUCGGGAGGAGAGUCUAAAUCUGAUGAUUUAUCAACUGCUAUUCUGAAGCAGAAGCAUCGACCUAAUAGAUUAAUUGUCGAUGAAGCAAUUAAUGAAGACAACAGUGUGGUUUCGCUGUCUCAGGCAAAGAUGGAUGAACUUCAGUUAUUCAGGGGAGAUACGGUAUUGCUAAAAGGAAAGAAGAGAAGAGAGACAGUUUGUAUUGUUCUGUCAGAUGAUACAUGCUCGGAUGAAAAAGUUCGCAUGAACAGGGUUGUGCGCAACAACUUGAGAGUUAGACUGGGUGACAUUGUAAGCAUUCAGCCAUGCCCAGAUGUAAAAUAUGGCAAACGAAUCCACGUACUUCCCAUUGAUGACACAGUUGAGGGUAUUACUGGAAACUUAUUUGAAGUCUAUCUCAAACCCUAUUUCCUGGAAGCUUAUAGACCAAUAAGAAAAGGUGAUAUUUUCUUGGUUCGUGGUGGAAUGCGUGCUGUGGAAUUCAAAGUAGUGGAAACUGAUCCAAGCCCAUACUGUAUAGUUGCUCCAGAUACUGUAAUCCACUGUGAGGGUGAACCCAUCAAGCGCGAGGAUGAGGAAGAAUCUUUGAAUGAAGUUGGUUAUGAUGAUAUUGGUGGAUGCAGAAAACAGCUUGCUCAGAUCAAGGAGAUGGUUGAGCUGCCUCUUCGGCAUCCUGCACUUUUCAAAGCUAUUGGUGUCAAGCCUCCGCGAGGUAUUCUCUUGUAUGGGCCCCCUGGAACUGGCAAGACCUUAAUUGCUCGUGCAGUUGCAAAUGAAACUGGUGCAUUUUUCUUCCUUAUCAAUGGACCUGAGAUUAUGAGCAAACUUGCAGGAGAAUCUGAGAGCAAUCUGAGAAAAGCAUUCGAAGAGGCUGAGAAAAAUGCUCCUGCUAUCAUUUUUAUUGAUGAACUAGAUGCUAUUGCUCCAAAGAGGGAAAAGACUCAUGGCGAAGUGGAACGUCGCAUUGUGUCACAACUCCUCACCUUGAUGGAUGGUUUGAAGCAACGUGCUCAUGUAAUUGUUAUGGCAGCUACAAAUCGGCCAAACAGCAUUGAUCCUGCUCUUAGAAGAUUUGGACGGUUUGAUAGAGAGGUGGACAUUGGUAUUCCUGAUGCCACAGGUCGAUUGGAAAUCCUGCAAAUUCACACAAAGAACAUGAAGUUGGCAGAUGAUGUAGACCUUGAGCAGGUUGCUAAUGAAACUCAUGGUCAUGUUGGAGCUGAUUUGGCUGCCUUAUGCUCUGAAGCUGCUCUUCAGGCUAUUAGAAAGAAGAUGGAUGUUAUAGAUCUGGAAGAUGAGACCAUUGAUGCUGAAGUUAUGAAUUCACUUGCUGUUACUAUGGAUGAUUUCAGGUGGGCUUUGAGCCAGAGCAAUCCUUCAGCUCUGCGCGAAACUGUGGUAGAAGUGCCUCAGGUAACGUGGGAAGACAUUGGUGGAUUAGAUGAUGUGAAGAGAGAACUACAGGAACUUGUACAAUACCCUGUUGAGCAUCCUGACAAGUUCCUGAAGUUUGGCAUGACCCCUUCAAAAGGUGUACUAUUCUAUGGGCCACCUGGUUGUGGUAAAACCUUGCUGGCAAAAGCCAUUGCGAAUGAAUGCCAGGCCAACUUUAUUUCGAUCAAAGGGCCAGAGCUGCUUACCAUGUGGUUUGGUGAAUCAGAAGCUAAUGUCCGAGAAAUAUUUGAUAAGGCACGUCAAGCUGCCCCUUGUGUGUUAUUCUUUGAUGAACUUGAUUCCAUUGCUAAGGCUCGAGGCGGGAAUAUAGGUGAUGGUGGUGGUGCUGCUGAUCGUGUCAUCAAUCAGAUUCUGACAGAAAUGGAUGGUAUGUCUACCAAGAAGAAUGUCUUUAUCAUUGGUGCUACCAACCGCCCUGAUAUUAUUGAUCCGGCAAUUUUGCGCCCUGGGCGCCUUGAUCAACUGAUUUACAUCCCAUUGCCUGAUGAAAAGUCUCGUGGGGCUAUUCUAAAAGCUAACUUGAGAAAGUCUCCUAUUGCUAAGGAAGUAGAUUUGGAGUAUUUAGCAAAGACCACCAAUGGAUUUUCAGGAGCUGACCUGACUGAGAUCUGUCAACGAGCUUGUAAGCUUGCAAUCAGAGAAUCAAUAGAAAGUGAGAUCAGACGUGAACGUGAAAGACAGGGUAACCCUUCAGCAAUGGAGGUUGAAGAAGAUGAUCCAGUUCCUGAAAUACGCAAAGAUCAUUUUGAGGAAGCUAUGCGUUAUGCACGUCGAUCUGUCAGUGACAAUGACAUUCGAAAAUAUGAAAUGUUCGCACAAACACUGCAGCAGAGUCGUGGAUUUGGCAGCUUCAGAUUCCCGUCUAGUAGCCAACCUGGAGCAGGACCAAGUCAAGGAACUGGAGGUGGAAGUGGUGGAAAUAUGUUUAGUGAAGACAAUGAUGAUGAUCUGUAUGGUUAAACAUACACUGUGGACCAAAUUUGAUCAGGCCAAGUUGUACAAUUUCCAUUUCUUGGACUGUUACUUUUUUUCCCCCUUCAGUCCAUUCGAAGAAGUGUGUGCAGCUUGUCAUAUCUGGUUCAGGGGCCUCUAAUGAACCUAUUCUUGAUGUUGGAUGUGAAGUUAACUGUUCAAUCACUGCAGAGUAGUCCAUGACUACCUUCUGGGAAACCUCUGUUUUAAUUGAUAAGGCAGAUUCAGCAGCUUUUGCAGUGGGUAUAAGUAUCCCGAAAAAAAUACAAAAUGCUUAUGGAACUUCAUUUUUUUUAUUUCAGUAGGUAACAUGAUAAAUGUAUGCAUUUGAAAAUAAGACUUGAAAUGUUAUGGAACUUAAUAUGAACCGAUAAUAAAAUCUCAAUUGUUGCACCUCCAAUAAAGUACUGUGUUUUGCCUGAAUGCUAACCUGUAGUUAUAGGUUAAGCUAUGUAAUCACAAAAGACAGUUGUAUAGCUUACCUGUUGCAAGUAAAGUUUUGUGUGCUGUAUUAUGUUGACAUUUGACGAAUUGUCAACUGAGUUAUUAAAAAUCAAUUCUGAUUUUCAAAAUCUAAAAUUCAUUGCAUAUGAGACCAUAAGACAAAGGAGCAGAAGUAGGCCAUUCGGCCCAUCGAGUCUGUCAAUAAUGCUAGUUAUGCUAACUUAAUAUAUUUAAAUUUUGUCAGUUUUUAAGAUUGAAAGUAAACUAAGCACACUACACAAACCAUUUUGGAGUAUAGCACAGUGGACAUUAGUGUCAAAAGGUUUAUAAAGUUGAGUCAUCAUUAGCUUCUAAUAAUACAAUAAAUUUGAUUAAUUUUCAAUACAGUGGAUUCCGGUAAUUCGGCCAACAGUUAAUCGGGCUGGUUGCUUAUUUGGGAAAAGAACAAAAAUUAAUUGAGAAAAUAGCCAGAAUUUCUUUCAUUUAUUUGGGACAGGAGAUUGUUGCCAAGCAUUUUCUAACUAAUGUCAGUCACGUGCACUUGUGUGGCUGUUCGACACUAUACUGUGCUUCAAGUGAACAGUUUUAAAGAAGCAUCAGCUGCAUGAGUUUCUGAUCAAAAAGCAGCAAUUUUUGUCAUUGAUGGUUGGGGAAAAAAACAAGCAGUAAGACAACUUAGGACUGUUUAGCUCACUGCAGUUUCAAGCAAAGGCUUGAAGAUGUCAGAAACGUCCAGGAGUGGAAAAUGAAACUCUUUGGCUACUUCAAAUUAGGAAAACUCAGCAAUCAUCUUGAAUGUUACAAUGAACAUGAAGAUUUUGAAGACGCAAUUGUCGAAAACAUUGUAUGGAGGGAGUCCAUUAUCUGCACUUGGUAACUGCGAUGAUUUUAUUUGCAUACUGUCAAUUAAAGAACACAGCAAUGUACACUGGAUAAAUUCCUUUGUUAACAAUUAGGAUAUAAUACAGUUAAACUACUGUAAUGGUAUUGGCAGUGUUCUGAUUUGUUCUCUAUUUCAUUUAGAUACAUAAUUUGCUACUCAGUUAAGCAGUAGUUUGCCUUUUUAUACCGUUAUAAGCUGUUUCCAUGAAGCUUCAGCUAAUUGGGGCAGCUGCUUAAUUGGGCCAAAAUGUACUGGUCCUGAAGUGACCCAAUUGACCUGAAUCUACUGUCUCCCUUUCCACCUGUAAUCUACAGCAACUAGUCACGGGCAUAUUUCAUUCAAUUGCUGGGGUAUCUCUCCGUCAU